This is a messenger RNA of Pediculus humanus corporis (human body louse), 459 nucleotides long. Its product is annotated as Short stature homeobox protein, putative. Gene Ontology annotation, molecular function: DNA binding. Gene Ontology annotation, biological process: neuron differentiation. The transcript has 2 exons. Bases 1 to 459 code for a protein of 152 amino acids. The record is from RefSeq and is a predicted model, not a curated record. NCBI's taxonomy places the organism in Eukaryota, Metazoa, Arthropoda, Insecta, Psocodea, Pediculidae.
AUGACCUCAAGUGCGAAAGAUUUGUGCGACGAAUUAAAAAGACAUCAUCAUCACGGUCAUCACGGAGAUAUAAAAAACACAUCGUCGUCGUUGGAUCACGGUGUCGUGAAUCCCGGUCACAGGUUGGGUCCGAAUAUAUGCGAUCAAAGCAGCACGCUGUCGCAACAGCAUUCCGGACAGCAAAGCGGAAACACGUCGGAUUCGGAUAAGCCGACAAAGCAAAAAAGACACAGAACGAGAUUCACACCUGCACAAUUAAACGAACUCGAAAGAUGUUUUUCGAAAACUCAUUACCCGGAUAUUUUUAUGAGGGAAGAAAUCGCCAUGAGAAUCGGACUAACCGAAUCGAGGGUACAGGUACGAAAUUAUAAUAAUGAUAAUAAAAAAAGGGGUUUUUAUAUUUGGUUUUCAAAAGGGAAGGUGGGAGGGAUUUCUUUAUUUUUUCUUUUAUAUUUUUAA